Messenger RNA from Maniola jurtina (meadow brown), 5667 nucleotides. RefSeq lists its product as uncharacterized. Bases 386 to 4900 code for a protein of 1504 amino acids. NCBI's taxonomy places the organism in Eukaryota, Metazoa, Arthropoda, Insecta, Lepidoptera, Nymphalidae. The transcript has 23 exons. The record is from RefSeq and is a predicted model, not a curated record.
UCAAAAAUGGCUUCCAUUCUUUCCAAAAUGAUGUAAAUUGUAAAAAUUAUUUCUCGCUCUGCUUGAAGUAUUUUAAAUAAUCAAUGCUGUCUUUAUUUAUAAAACUUCUCAAUUGGAUCUGAGAGAGUAUAAUGUUUAGCACAUUGUGUGAUUAGUGAUAUAAUUUCGAUGUGUAAUGAAGGCGUUAGUCGUUUCUAAUCCUAAUCGAUGACUGCGCAUCACAGUGUAUGAAGACUAUUGUAUAAAAUAAAUACUGGGAUAUUGAUAUAUUUCGCACAUUGUGCGCGUUAUAAGUUGCUGCAGAAGAUAGUGAAAAAUAAAAUAUUUGUGAUAAUAGUUUAUGAACAUUCUGUGCUCAUAAACUAACAAGUGUUAGUGCCUCAAAAUGGACCUCCCUGACUGCCCCCCGGGGGCAGAGGGCUAUGAAGACACUGUAACCCAAGUGCCAAAACAAAAGCCGGAAAUUCAAGAUGCACCUUUAUGCACUAAGGCGGAGCAAGAGUUCCAGAAUCAUCUGAACAGCUUGAAGAUUAAACUAGAAGAUGGAACCUUUCGUUGCAUGGUGGAGCGCCGCGGGCGGGACAUAUCCGGCAAAUGGAUAUAUCUAUGCUACCCCUGCGCGGCCAUGUGCAGCGGGGAGACUGUCUUGCAGACUCAUGUAUCUGGGAAGAAGCACAAAAAUAAGCUAUCAAUGAGGACUAUUUGGCCGAUUAAGAUUUUUGAGGAACACCCUUAUAUAAUGAAUGAGAAAGGAACCAGUAAAUCCGGAGAUGCGAAAGAGACUGAAAAUGUACUGCAAAAGAUGGCUAAAGAGGUGGAGGAGUUCCAAAAGCCUCGCUCGGAGCUGGACCUCAAGUUCAGCAAGUACUGUGGCGUGCGCUGCCACAUCCAGGAAACUCUCGACUUCGUCAAAGCCCCGCUUCUCGGAAUUGAGUACCUCAUCGAGCACCCGCCGGAGCAGGCGCACUACGAGCCGUCGUACAUCUGCGUGCUGUGCAUCAAGCAGGGCCAUCCGCGCACCAUCGUCAACCACCUCACCUGCUUCUGGCACCGAUACAACUACCUUUUGCGGCAUUUCAGCAAAGCUUGCGCAGCGUUGACGCCGUACCGUGCGCAGAACCAGUACCGCGAGGGUGUGGCGGUCAUCAUGAAUCGCCUCGCACAGCGUAUUCAGGACAAGUACGGCCGCCUCACGCCCGUCAACAUCGACAAGGAAGUGUACGAGAAGGAAAAAGAUCAGAUACACCAAUGGUUGUUUAGAGGAUACCAUUUCAGUGAAACUCCGGAUUGCACUUUUGAAGAAGUAGUCGAUCCUGACUUGAUCACUUCCCUCGAUUCCACCAAAGUUGGAGUUAGAAAAAAACGUGAUCCGUCGCCACCAAUAGUUGCGGCGCCUACCAAGCCGAUCGGCAACAAUUAUAACACGCCUAAAAAAAGGCGACCUGACGACCCGUUGGAAGCGCUGUCGGAUGUUAGCGACGAGCCGGACUUCCGCUCUGUUCGAGACGACAGGAUUCAUAGAGCUAGACCGGAGCCGAAGCGCUACGAGCCAUAUCCCGAGAAGCGGGCCGGGAGUCCGUAUCGCUCCCGCUACAGCAUUCGCAACAUGCCCAGUAAACCGACCGACGAUAAGGCACUUCCGCAACCGCGGCCUCCUAACUACGAGUACAAGUUGAAGUUGGCGGCCGAGCAGCGCGCCUCGGCAGAGGAGCUGGCGCGCAAGGCGCUCGCCUACCACGAGAAGAACCCAGAGAAGCACCCGCUCUACCCCGACGAGUGGAAGAAGUUCUGGAACCGACGAUACAAGGAGAUACAGGCCGAGGGCAAAGACCCGUCGAAGCAUGACUUCAAGCCGGAGUGGAUCGUGUUCUGGACGGCGCGCAUGAAGGAGCUGCACGAGGACGAGAUGCGCUCCACCGUGGGAGAGAUCUACCGCCGCCUGCGCGUCACGCCGCCCGACGACAAGCCCGACGGGAAACGUAAAUCGCCUGAUCGUCGUCGGUCACCCGAGCGGCGCAGGUCGCUGGACCGGCGCCGGUCGCCGCUAGGCCCGCGCCGCAGGUCCCCGUCCCCAGGGCUCCGGCGGCGCUCCCCGCCGCGCCGGCGCAGCCCCAGCCCACGACGACAUCCGCCGAGGCGGUCCGAGCUCGAGCCGCGAAGAAGAUCGCCCGAACGCAGGGACCGCAGGUCGCCGGAGCGCCGCUCUCCGCCGCGCAAGGCGCCGCCGCCGCGCCGCGGGUCGCCGCUGCGGUUGCUGCGGACUCGAUCGCGCAGUCCGAUCCCGAGGGGUCUCAAUCCGAGUCCGCCGCCCCGCAAGCAAGUCCGCAGCCCGCUGUCGCGCCGAGAGUCCGCGCCGCGGAACCACAGCCCCGGGCGCGCGGCCUCGGGACUCGACACUGUGCUCGUUUCUGACGAAGAGCUCAAACCCGAUGACGGUCUAUCGCCAUGGAACUCCGAUGACUCAUUGGGCUCGUUGCUGGAGGCGCGUUCGCCGGUCACGCACCGGUCCCGCACCGGCAGCGUGGCCUCACGCGCGUCCCGGCGUCCCGACAUGUACGGCAAAAUGAAACAAGCGCCCAUGGCACCUCAGGACUUUGGCUCUGCAGAAAAUGUUGUCGCUACGCUGAGAAUACUUGUUGCGCUUGAAGAUUACUUGGGGAGCUUGGGACCGAAAAUUGUGGAUCUGCUGGCAGAAGCACUCAAAAUGGAAAAGGAGGAAGCAAAUUCAUCAGAAGAGAUGCUGGAACAGGAAGCAGCAGUCGUUUUAAUCGAGACGGCGAAGGAAAAACUGAAAGGGGCGGUCCAAGCGGGGCUCGUGUCGGGCAGCGCGGCCGCGGCCGUGCGUGCGGCCGUCGUGCGAGCGGCGGCCACUCUGCAUGAAGCGGACAAGAGGAUCAAGAAUAAAAAACAGCAGGCAGCGGCCAGCGGUGCGGCUCGCAGCGGAGUGGCGGUGCCGGUGGCGGGCGUGGGCGAGGUGGACCGCGAGCAGAUCGCGCAGCAGAUGGCCGCCGCGCUCAUCGCGCAGGGCAAGACUGACGUCUCCUCCGAGGAGCUGGCUCAACUGGUGGACGCUGUGGUCGGUAUGGCCGAAGCGAAGAAACGUGAAACAGAAUCGAAGAAGAAAGUGGAGGCGCGCGCGGCCAACAACAAGUCGACGCACGCGCCCGCCGCCGCGUCCGGCACCGCCUCCGCGCUGCAGAUGCUGCAGUCCGCUUACGACGACAAGAAAAUAGAGAAAGAAGACGCACCGGACGCGAUGGACGGUCUGUCAGACUCGGACCUAGAAACUUUGCUCAAGAACUUCAACGAAUUAUCAGCAGAGGAGCAGCACAGUCUGAUCGCAUACUUGAAAAAGCUGGAAGCGCGAGAGCCUGAGCGUGUGGAGAGACUGCGCCAGUAUGUGAGCGCGGCAGCCAACAAUGCGCCGAUAGAAGAAAAGCCUGACCCGCAGCCAACCAGCCUGGAUCCUGUCACGAUAGAGAGUGAUGAUGACGACGACUAUACUGUGGAAGAUGUAUUCAAAUCAGCGACCGAGAAAGUCAAAGAGGAUCGUAUUAGACAAGAAAUGGAGAUAGUCAAGAAGUCUUUAGAGGAAACAAAAGCUCCGACCCCUCCACCACCAGAUAAACCACCAGUUACAACAGAAAGCUUGAAUGUACUAAAGAAUAUGUCCUCAGCUACAGAUCUUUUGGCGCUUGUGCAGGCCGCCUUACAAUCGACGCCUGCGUCGUCAGCGCAAACUAAAACUGCUGACGUCGUGACUAGCGCUACACAGCCAAGAUCUUUCGGAGACCUGCCCGAGCCACAGAAAACAGAACAGCCAAAACAACUCCUCCAAAUCCCACUAACUUUUAACAACCAGACACCCAAUCAAAGUGUGGCUCUAAAUUCACCAAAUCAAUCAGAUUUUGGGGGAAGCCAAAAAACUCCACAAGCACCAGCUUGGGAGCCGCGACAAAUUCCAGACGAUUAUAAUAGAGGACCUUUGAACACUCAGGGACGCGACACAUGCAAUAGUAGUGGGUCUCAAGGGCCACAAGACAACUUUAACCAAGGGCCAAGAGGAUUCCAAAAUAAUUACAAUCAGUCUCAGGACAGUUAUAAUCAAGGAUCCCUGGACAUCAACAAUGAAGGCUCCCGGGACAAUUACAAUCAAGGAUCUCAGGACAAUUAUAAUCAAGGAUCACAAGGGUCCUUCAAUCAAGGACCAAAAGGGAACUUCAAUCAAGGACCACAAGGGAACUUCAAUCAAGGACCACAAGGGAACUUCAAUCAAGGACCACAAGGGAACUUCAAUCCAGGACCACAAGGGAACUUCAAUCCAGGACCACAAGGGAACUUCAAUCAAGGACCACAAGGGAAAUUUAAUCAAGGAUCACAAGGGAAUUUCAAUCAAGGAUCACAAGGGAAUUUCAAUCAAGGAUUCCGAGGCCAGGAUAGUUAUAAUCAGGGAUUUAGAGGAUCCCAGGAUAAUUUCAAUCAGGGAUCUCGAGGACAAGACAACAGUUUCAAUCAGGGAAUGCAUGGACCCCAAGACAACUAUAAUCAAAACCAACGAGGACCACAAAACCAGGGGCAGCAGAACAAUUUCAAUCGAAAUCCACCUCAACAAUCUAAUUUUAACAAAGGACCACCAAACAACUUUAAUCAGGGUCCGAAAGGUCCGCAGAACAAUUUUAAUCAACCCCCAAGUCUGUUAGAUAAUUUUAACCAAGGACAAUCUUUUAUACCAACAAGGGGAACAAAUGACAACUCAUAUAAUAAUCAGGGUGGAAGAGGAAACUUCAACAGGAAUCAGGACAGAUCCAACACAAACAAACAGCAGAUCGGAAAUUUCAGAGGAAGGGGGGGAGGCAGAGGCUUCGGAGGACCGAGAGGUCGUGGUCGAGGUCACUUUUAAUGGUAGUCUAUAAUUAUUUUAAGAGGUCAAUUUUUUUAGUAAGUGAAAUAAAGAUUAGUAUAGUGUGUACACUUUGAGAUCUCACUCGCCAUUUUAACACUGUCAUACCAAAAGUACGGUUCACCUUUAAAUUAAGGCUAACUACACGGGUUUGCCCGCGAAAUUCAAAUUUAGUUUUCGCAAUUUGUAAACUAAUACGACAAAGUAGGCUUAUGGCAAAUGAAGUAGUCUGACUAACUUGUGAGUAACUCACGUCACUCAUUAUUUGGUCUAAUUUCUUAAACUGAACACUUUCAAGAGAAGAUUUUUAUAUAAACCUGUGGAGAUGAUACUGCCAUUGGCGCUAUUAGAAUGCCAUAAGCCUACUUUGUCGUAUUAGUUAACAAAUUGCGAAAAGCAAAGUUAAAUUUGAAUUUCGCGGUUAGACCUUAAAGACGAAUCAUACUUUUCAAAUGAUAAAAUAGCGAACGAGAUCUCUAAAUGUACGCAAUAAAAUAAAUAAGUCUAUUUCAUUUUAAGUGUAAGAACUGAAAUAAUUCACCUUUUUCUCAUGAUGACUAAUAAUUUAGGUAACUAAGGAUUUUUCCUUAAUACUUAUUAUUCAAAUGCAAUAUCAAUAUAUUUUACUAUAAUUUAACAUUUAUUUCACCUCUAAAAAAAUUGAAUUAGUAUGUAUGUAAUGAUUUCAUGCAAUGUAUGUAAUGUAUGGCAUUUUCGCUCAGCGCGAUUUCAAUAAAUAUGUAACACUAAUUUUGUUUUAUUGCUUU